Molecule: messenger RNA, 894 nt
Organism: Paramuricea clavata
Lineage: Eukaryota; Metazoa; Cnidaria; Anthozoa; Malacalcyonacea; Plexauridae
Source: the annotation of a GenBank genome assembly
GAAAGCCACUGUGAUUGUAAAAGUUCUUGCAGUGUAAAAAGGAAAGAGAAUGGAACUCGAGGUUGUCGUUGCAAAGGGCGAAAUGUCGAAUGUUCGGAUAAAUGCCGGUGUGGUACUCGCGAUAAACCUUGCAAGAAUAGAGUAAGUAUGUCAAUAUAUUAAUUUAAACAUUAAAAUGAUAAAUCGAAAGCAUGAAUUUAACAAUUGCUUUUAUGAUUUUCGUCUAGGCAAUGACAGAAAACAUGGGAAGGGAAAGAGACAACAGGAGUGAAAAAGCUACGGAUACUCGUGCAAAACAAGGCAAAGAAAAAGGCUUUCGUCUUAGUUCUAAACCAACCGAGUCAGAGGAGACACAGAGGGAAAAGGAGCACAAAGAUGUCAAGGUAUAGCGCAUACUUGAAUUUGUUGAAUACGUUUUAAAUGAAGCCCUUUUUGCAUGUUUGGUAAACUUUGUUUACGUUUUUGGCAGGCAAAAACUACCUAGAAUGUAUUGUAUUGUAUUCUUACUCUGCUAAUGCAGCAUUGCUCUCGUUCAUGCUUAUUUGACUACCAAAAAAAGUAAACAAGGUUAACUUAUAGGGUCUGUAAUAGAGAUUUUUCAAUAUAUUGAAAUACUGUAUACAUAUACAGUUUACAGUAAGGUACUGUACAUGCAGGUACUUGGUUAUAGUGCAUUUGAAAGGAUUUAUAGUUUCACUUUGGGUUCACAAGUAAAAGUAAAUUUAUUCUCAUUGUUGAACUUAUGAACAUGAAUUUAACCUAUUCUUGGUUUUCAACUAUUCCCAGGAGAGACAAUUGAACAAAAGACAUGACAGCCAUGCUGGUCGUCUUGAUAAAAGAAACCACAGUCACUGGUGGACAUUUUGUCCAUUUGUCUCUCCUGUGAAUAGUUGA